Messenger RNA from Phalaenopsis equestris, 1365 nucleotides. Its product is annotated as ATPase family AAA domain-containing protein 1-like. Lineage: Eukaryota; Viridiplantae; Streptophyta; Magnoliopsida; Asparagales; Orchidaceae. Gene Ontology annotation, cellular component: mitochondrial outer membrane. The record is from RefSeq and is a predicted model, not a curated record. The transcript has 5 exons. Bases 118 to 1269 code for a protein of 383 amino acids. Gene Ontology annotation, molecular function: ATP binding; ATP hydrolysis activity.
ACGAGAAAUCCGGCUAUUAGCCCUACUUUUCGUGUCAGUGAUCGUCGUCUCAGAAUUUAGAAACAAUUCUCUCUUCUCUUCUCUCUCAUCUUCCACUUUUUUCCUUUGUGGAGGGGGAUGAGAAAUUCUCAGGGAUUCAUACAAGAGCUGGUGCUGUACGCUGCUAGUGCGGCGCUGAGCUGUCUUGUCCUCUUCGCGGGGCUUCGCCAUCUCGAUCCCAACCACGCCGCCUCCAAGAAGGCCCUUGAGCAGAAGAAGGAGAUUGCCAAGCGGCUUGGCCGACCCCUUAUCCAGACCAAUCAAUAUGAGGACGUUAUAGCUUGCGAUGUUAUAAAUCCUGAUCAUAUAGACGUUGAGUUUGAUUUGAUUGGAGGAUUGGACAACAUCAAAACAGCAUUGUUUGAGCUGGUUAUUCUUCCUUUGAGACGACCCGAAUUGUUUGCACAUGGGAAGCUUCUUAGCCCACAAAAGGGUGUCUUGUUGUAUGGACCUCCAGGUACAGGGAAGACAAUGCUCGCUAAAGCCCUUGCCAAAGAAUCGGGAGCUGUUUUCAUUAAUGUGAGGGUAUCCAAUUUAAUGAGCAAAUGGUUUGGUGAUGCUCAGAAGCUUGUGGCUGCAGUAUUUUCUCUAGCCCAUAAGCUCCAGCCUUCCAUUAUUUUCAUUGAUGAAGUGGACAGCUUCUUGGGACAGCGUCGAACUACCGAUCAUGAAGCCAUGACUAAUAUGAAGACUGAAUUCAUGUCUUUAUGGGAUGGUUUUACUACCGAUCAGAAUGCACGUGUGAUGGUUCUAGCAGCCACAAACAGGCCAAAUGAGCUUGAUGAGGCGAUAUUAAGGCGAUUUCCUCAGGCAUUCGAAAUCGGCAUACCGGACCGUAGUGAGAGAUCUAAGAUUCUAAAGGUUAUUUUGAAGGGUGAAAAUAUCGAAGAAAACAUCGACUACGAUUAUAUAGCAUACCAUUGCGAAGGAUUUACAGGGUCGGAUAUUUUUGAGCUCUGUAAGAAAGCGGCCUAUGUUCCGGUUAGAGAGUUAUUGAAAGCUGAGAAGAAUGGAGAAUACCCCAAUGGUCCAAGGCCAUUGAAGCAGUCGGACCUGGAGAAAGCACUAUCAUCCUUCAGAAAAGCAAGAAGAUCAACGGUCGGAUAUCAAUCUCCUCUUUGGGUCCCACCAACAAAUCCUGUUGAUGAUCAGGUCCAGCAUGCAAUUUCCGAAAUCUCAGAGCUAAUGUCUCAAAUCAUGAACAGCCAAUCUGAAGCUCGCAAUUCAUAGGUGUCUUUUCUACAGGGAUGAUAGUGUUGAGCUUGUGGGACUCAAUUUUGAUUAGUAUUUAUUUUAAAAUUUGAUAAAUGAUAUUUAUAUUAUAUU